AUUACACGUGGGCGGAGGACCAGAACACCAACCCAGGGCUCCAUCUAGGGCAAUUCAUCACCGAGAGCAAGCGAGAGAGAGAGAGAGAGAGAGAGACGACGGAGCUGCCGAGCCAGACACUGCGAAAUUAGAAUCCCGGGAGUGUGAGUUGGGUUGCUGUUUUCUCUAGAUGGCAAGGAGCCCAAGCCCUGAGAUAGAUGAUGAACUUUUUAAUGAAGUUUAUGGCAAGGAGUAUACUGGGCCACCUCGAUCAACUGCCAAUAAUAUGUCAGCAAAGGCAAAUACAAACAAGAGGCCUUCUGCUGGUACUCAGUCUGAUGAGGAUGAUAAGUCUCAAGAUCCUAAUGCUGUUCCUACUGAUUUUACCAGCAGAGAGGCUAAGGUAUGGGAGGCUAAAGCUAAAGCGAUUGAGAGGAACUGGAAGAAAAGAAAAGAAGAAGAAAUGAUCUGUAAGAUUUGUGGAGAAUCAGGUCAUUUUACCCAGGGAUGUCCAUCUACUCUGGGAGCGAACCGUAAAUCUGCAGACUUUUUUGAAAGGGUGCCAGCAAGAGACAAGAAUGUAAGAGCCCUUUUCUCUGAAAAGGUGAUAAGUCAAAUUGAAAGAGAUAUUGGUUGUAAGAUAAAAAUGGAUGAAAAGUUUUUGAUUGUCAGUGGGAAAGAUAGGCUUAUACUGGCUAAAGGUGUAGAUUCUGUGCACAAAGUCAUUCAGGAGGAUAAGGGUCAAAGGAGAAGCCCUACUAGUUCAGACAGGAUGCGAUCCAGAUCCCCUGAUGAAGCUCUGAGGGGCUCUGAUCUAAGACGUUCUGAAUCUCAGAGGUCUCAUUCUAGUCCAAGAAAUAUGACACGGUUGCAGAACAGGGCUUUCAACAAGGACAGACAUGUUCAAGAUCGUGUUCAUGAACAUCCACAGAAAUUUUUUAGGGGUUUUUCACAAGCAAAAGCUUAUGCUAAUGGAGGAGGAAAAGGUCGUCCAUCCCAUUCAAAAUCUCCACUACGCCUUGCUUUUGGUGGUGGUGCAUAUAGACCAUACGAUGGGCACAGUCAUAGCACUGGGGCACACAAGAGUAAUAACUGGGAUACUGAGAGGCGUGGAAUAGAUUCUCAUUCUGAAUGCAAGUUUGACUUCCCUAAUUACCAACCAACAUUGGAAGAACUUGAAAUGGAGUUUAUGAGAGAGGUGAUGGAAUUGGCAAGGGUCCGUGACCAAGAAGAGGAAGAAGAAAACUACAAACAUCGUGAGUGCAUAAAGGAACAGAGAGAAAACUAUAUGAAGAAGCUGGCAAUCUCGAGGGGUAUGCAUGCAAAGCGGUGGGAAGAAUUUCUUCAACUUGAUAGCCAGAAGCGGCUGCAAGCACAGCAGACAGCUUAUAACCAACAGGCUUACCCAGAUUGUGAUCAGGCCUCAAGGAACUUGCAGUAUGUGGGAUCUGGCUUACUUUUGGAUUCGAGAAGCAGAUAUCCAUACACUGGUGAGAACUAUUCAGCUCCAAGGCCUCACGAUGCUUUUGGUGAGAUGCAGCAUCAGAGGCAUGAAAGUUUCAGAAAGGCAUAUGGGCGAUGUUAACUUGUAUUUGAUCUGGUGGUGAGUUGAUCAAAGCCAUUUUAUCUCUCCCUUGGUAGGACUAUUUAUGUCUCUCAUUGCUUCCCCCUGUUCACUAGAGACCCACCCUAUCUCUGACAAGUUAAAAGAGUUCAUUGCUGACUGGCUGUGGCCUUUGGAGGUAAGUUUGGGGAAGCAAAGUGCAAACCUACUCUAUUCCUGGAAGCGAACUCCUUAGAGGCCAGUACAUGUGAAGUAAUUCAUGUUCAGAUAUGCUAAAGAAUGAACUUUGAUGGAUAUUCUUGGUUUCAUUUCGCUGCAUUGUACUUAAAACACUUCAAUAAAUUUUCAAGGUGAUUGUAUGGGGAUUCCACAAUAGUGCAGGAUGUUUGUUUCAUGGUAUGUACAUUUCCUGUAUUUAGAGUUCAAAGUGACCUAACAAGUGACGCAGCAUUCUUAUGAACAGAAGUAUGUAUUUCAGAUGCUUUUUGCA
Messenger RNA from Elaeis guineensis (African oil palm), 2033 nucleotides. The record is from RefSeq and is a predicted model, not a curated record. Lineage: Eukaryota; Viridiplantae; Streptophyta; Magnoliopsida; Arecales; Arecaceae.